AUGAGGCAGAGAGACUUGCUGGAAUUUAGAACACCCCAACACCCAUCAUCAUUGGGGUUGGCCGCAAACAACUGGGGUGGUGCUUCUCCCUUGUUAGCAAGAAACAUACCAAAAGAGUCACUUGAACAGAAGUAUCUGAGGCUCAACACAAUUCGAACACGCGACGAGAUCUUCCCAGCUGAUGAUGAGUUCAACAACCUGCCUAAGUCUCCUGCAUCUAAACAACAAUGUCCUCCAACGCCGAGCGGGAGCAGAAAACAAUUUAUCUUGAAGCUUUUGUUCACACCAAAGAGGAAGACUGCUGCUGCUACUACUACUACUACACUGGGUUCAAAUUCAAAGAAGUCAUGGUUCCCAAGAUUGGAUCCUCAAAAAAGGUGGCCUCAAGGUUGGUGA
Molecule: messenger RNA, 396 nt
Organism: Prunus armeniaca (apricot)
Lineage: Eukaryota; Viridiplantae; Streptophyta; Magnoliopsida; Rosales; Rosaceae
Source: the annotation of a GenBank genome assembly